Messenger RNA from Ambispora gerdemannii, 230 nucleotides. NCBI's taxonomy places the organism in Eukaryota, Fungi, Glomeromycota, Glomeromycetes, Archaeosporales, Ambisporaceae. The record is from the annotation of a GenBank genome assembly.
AAAACACCACCAACAAAAAAACAAGUCUGGCCACACCAUUAGAUCCUACUGAAAAUUCAAAAAUUUCACCUGACGAAAAGCAAACAGAGAUUCCAAAUAUGACUUCAGCUCCCGUUAACAAAUCAGAAAACUCUCAAGCAAAUUCAAAAGAUUCUGAAGUACCUACAGUAAUCAAUGAAUUGUGCAUUCAUUUUGUUGACGCGCUUAAUUCGAGUGAAUCUUUUAAAGAU